This is a messenger RNA of Ylistrum balloti, 3039 nucleotides long. Its product is annotated as thymidine phosphorylase-like. The coding region runs from base 178 to 1566 and encodes 462 amino acids. The transcript is spliced from 8 exons. The record is from RefSeq and is a predicted model, not a curated record. Gene Ontology annotation, biological process: pyrimidine nucleoside metabolic process; pyrimidine nucleobase metabolic process. Gene Ontology annotation, molecular function: 1,4-alpha-oligoglucan phosphorylase activity; pyrimidine-nucleoside phosphorylase activity. Lineage: Eukaryota; Metazoa; Mollusca; Bivalvia; Pectinida; Pectinidae. Gene Ontology annotation, cellular component: cytosol.
CGUAUUCCGUGCUAUCGGUCUACCUUGCUCGCUCCUAGCUCACAUUUCACAAUCCUUCUCUCGGCUGAUGUAAUUCUAUCCCCGAUAACUGACUACUGUGUGUACUUUAUAAAACUUUGGCGGGAAACUUCCACAAUAGUACGAACGCUUCAGUAGUGAACAGUACGGUUUUGCAGGAUGGCAGCGACAACGAACAGCGCUUCUAAUGGGAUCUCAAUUCUUGACCUUAUCCUGAAAAAGAAGCAAGGAUCGGCCCUUACUAAGGAAGAGAUUGAGUAUUUUGUGCAGGGAGUUGUUGAUGAUGCUAUAUCUAAAGAACAGCUUGGUGCCAUGUUAAUGGCGACAGUUCUGAAAGGUUUAGAUGAUUUUGAGACGACGUGUCUGACACGUGCAAUGAUGAACUCUGGUGAAGUCAUGUCUUGGCCAGAAAAAUGGCGUGGAAAGAUUGUGGACAAACACAGUACGGGAGGCGUUGGUGACAAAAUCAGCCUCGUUCUGGCCCCAAUCUUAGCAUCUUGUGGCAUGAAGGUACCUAUGGUGUCGGGCCGGGGACUUGGACACACCGGUGGAACCUUGGACAAGUUAGAAUCGAUCCCAGGAUUCAGCGUUGCCUUUAACACAUCCGCCAUGAGGAGUAUACUGGAGGACGUGGGAUGUUGUAUUGUUGGUCAGACAGAAACAUUAGUACCUGCCGAUAAAAAGUUAUACGCCACCCGUGACAUCACAGGCACAGUGGAUAGCGUUGGAUUGAUAUCAUCGUCAAUCGUCAGUAAGAAAGCCGCAGAAAAUUUAGAUUUUCUCAUUUUGGAUGUGAAAUGUGGAAAAGGCGCGAGCACUAAUUCGGAAGAAGAAGCUUUUGAGUUGGGCACUCGCAUGGUCAAUAUUGCCAACGGUCUCGGUAUCAAUACGGCAGCCUUGAUGACUGAAAUGACAAACCCGAUUGGUCAAGCGAUUGGAAACGCUCUCGAAGUGGCUGAGUCCCUGAGUUGCCUCCACGGCAAAGGACCUAAAGACGUCAUGAACCUUGUCUACCAGUUGGGUGGUCAUUUAUUGUCAAGAGCUGGUUUGAAGGAGACGGUCGAGAUGUCCUGUAGUAUGAUGGAGGCUCUAGUACGUGACGGAAAAGCAAUGGACUGCUUCAGGAGGAUGAUAAUAGCCCAGGGCGUAGCGGAGGAUACUGCUAAGCGUUUGUGUGACCCAGAAAAUGAUGUUUGGGCCAUUCUUCCCAAAGCAAAACACGUUACAGGAUUGAAAAGUGACAAAAAAGGAUUCAUCCAUGAAAUUGACUCUAAACGGUGUGCUAUUGCCUCUGGAAAGAUGGGAGCCGGUAGAAGCAAGAGUGGUGACGUCCUCCAAUUCGGUGUUGGCCUUAUGUUACAAGUUGGUGUUGGCGAUGCGAUUGACAAAGGUGAUGUAUGGGUUAACGUUCACCACGAUACGGACUCAAUUCCCGUGGACGUACUGACCGAGUUAGAACAAGCUUUAGUGGUUGAAGACCAGGAACUGACUAGCAAAAACGAAUCACGAGUUAUGAAGGUCAUCACCAGUUCACUCGACAUGCACUAGGAAACACUAUAGUGUGCUUCUUAAGAUUUCAAAGAAAUUCGUUUUUAUUUCAUUAGGAUGUUAGCUGUGUUGCUAAUACUUAACGCUGUAAGGUUUUCAUAUCAUAGUAAGAUAGCUAACAGAUGUUUCUAUUGCACAAAAUUUAUUGUUGAUGAUCAUAUAAGAUUCUUAGAAAUAUAUUGAAAGGGGGCAAUUUAAUUCCGAGGUAUUAAUGAUGAAGGGAUUUUAACACGCUAAAUGGACCAGAAAAUUUGACAUAUCCCAAUAUCUUAAUGUCAGGUUAAACUAAUUCAUAUUGGUACAUAUUCUAGAGUAUUAUAUUCACUGUAAGUACCAGCGGCAUAUAGUUGUUGUUAUUGUGGUCUGCACUCGUUAUUACAAUAUCUAUAUGAUGUGCUAAUUUCAUGUUUACUUUAUCCUAAGAUGUAACUUGUAAGGAUAGACAUAAUGUAUACGAGUUCAGAUUCUGCACAUAGUGUAAAUAUACUGAGAAUUUCAUAAUAUUUGUCCUUAUUCUAAACAGCUAUAUCUGGAUCAGUUUGUAUGAUACAAGGAUGAGGUUUGAAGCUAAAUGAAGUUUUAACACAAAAAUUAACACAAUGUAAAACGUACAGGAAAAUAAUGACUUUAUGAUAACUUUUACAUCGUCAAUUGUCCAUUGGCUCCAUCAGAGAACAAUGUGCUGAAAUUGUAUUAUGAAUGCAAUUACUUAACCAGUGUACAUGUAUACAUGUAUUUAUUUGUUUUCAUUAUAACAUAUCUCAUGUUUUUUAUGUUUUAAGUCUAGAUUAAGUAUUGAUUACAAAUUGAUGAGGAAAGAAAAUAGUGUUUAAACACUAGACUUGUGUUCUAUAAACUUUUCAAAAUGUCGCUUCCUAUAUGACUGGGCAUACCGUACUAAUGUAUAAAUUGGGCAUUUAGAAUAUGUGUAUCAAUAAGUUAUUUCUCGUUUCUUUAUUAUUAAUGAUUUAAGUUGACAUAUUCAGUUGUAGACUUUGCUAGUAUCGACCGAUCUAGAUCUCAUCGAAAAUAUACUUGCAAUAUAUUAAACAAAACUGCCUAAUAACGGUCGUGUCUGAUUUCGAAAUUUAAAUUUGUAAUUUUUCAAAAAGGGCAUUUUUUUCAACAUCUUUGUUUCAUAAAGAAUCAGAAACUGAUUUCAGCCUGCGUUAUCUCCUCUUACAUUUAUACUAAAAAUACGCAUUAAAUGAUACAUAAGUGCCUUUUGUUAGUAAAUGUGAAUGUUUCUAUUCCCUCAGGUGUGUAUGCUUCGUUUUUACAUCUCGACGUUGUUCUUACUCAGAGAGUAGAUCUAGAUAUCUAUAUGUCAAACAUAACGUAUACACUUAUUUUACAUAUCAUACACAUACUUGUAGAGAAGAAAGGUGGACUUUACACCGAGAUCACUCUAGGUCAGGUAGUUAGAACGAAGCAUAUGGAUGAAUUCUAGAUAAAGGAGGUUGUAUGAUUUAA